Messenger RNA from Saccostrea cuccullata (small rock oyster), 573 nucleotides. RefSeq names its product complement C1q-like protein 3. The transcript is spliced from 2 exons. NCBI's taxonomy places the organism in Eukaryota, Metazoa, Mollusca, Bivalvia, Ostreida, Ostreidae. Gene Ontology annotation, molecular function: protein binding. The record is from RefSeq and is a predicted model, not a curated record. The coding region runs from base 1 to 573 and encodes 190 amino acids.
AUGAUACGUAAAGGCAUAGAAAUUGAAGAAUCUGAUGCAUCUCUACUUAAUGAAUCUGGGAUAUCCAAAAUCCGAAAGACUAAGGAGAAAAACAGUCCUUCCAAAGCAAAUAUCUACAAAAAGCGAUUGCUCUCACCUGUGACAACAACACCAUAUCCUUCUUACACGAUUAAACCCAUCGCGUUUUACGCCUAUAUGUCGCAACACACACCAGCAAUAUCAAUUCAGCAUCCCUUGUCGUUUGAUGUCGUGAAAGCCAACUUCGGAAAUGGUUAUCAUUCCACCACGGGGGUAUUCAUGGUGCCAGAAAGCGGGGUUUAUGUGUUUACUUGGACGAUCAGAAUUGGUGAAAGCAAUUAUCAUUCCACACAGUUGAUGGUGAAUACGGAUGAACUGGGUAUAAUUUACUCACAUGUUGGCUCUGGUUCAGACAUUGGAGGAACAGGUAUUGUUGUGGCGCACGUCGAUAAAGGAGACGAUGUUUACGUGAGGACACAUGCUUCGUGGAAUAGUGGAGUUAUUUAUAGUAACGAGGCAGGAAGAUCUUCAUUUGCAGGCUGGAAACUAUUUUAA